Molecule: messenger RNA, 669 nt
Organism: Phytophthora infestans T30-4
Lineage: Eukaryota; Oomycota; Peronosporomycetes; Peronosporales; Peronosporaceae
Exons: 1
Coding region: 1-669 (222 amino acids)
Source: RefSeq, a predicted model, not a curated record
AUGGCUCGCUUCACUUCGUACCUGACUUUUACAACUCUCGCUGCCGUUGCUGUCACUAAUCCAGCGACUGCCGACAUCAUCCAAGACGCUACCAAUGCUACCGAAGACGCCGCGAACGCUAUUGCCAGCGCUGCUCAAGAUGCGGCCAACGCUGCCGGGAGUUGGAUCGACAAUGCUGCCAGCAACGUUGAGGAGUUCUACCACGACGCUGCAAGUGCUGCAGAAGACGCCUACCAGGCGGCUGCCAACGCGGCCAAGGAGGCGUGCAGCACGUACAACUCUGAGCACAGUGCUUCCUUGGAUUGCACUGAGUCCACGGCAAGCGCAGCUGCAGAUGCGGCCGCUAGCGCGGCGGAGGAAGUCUGUGCGGGCUACAAUAGCGCAACGGAUAGUUCGCUUGACUGCGCACAGACCGCUGCCAGCGCCGCACUGGAAGCCUGCUACAGCUACAAUAACGCCACUGAUGGCUCGUACGAUUGCUCCGCCAUCACCACUCCCUCAACUCAGACCACAACUAACAGCUCGACGAGUGGCACGACGGACAUUACGGCCGCGCCCUCGACAAGCGCUGCCAGCAAUUCUGGAAACACGGCCAGCGGAUCGGAGGACGGCGUCUCUACCACGUCCUCAGCCCCGACGCACGCUACGCCCGGAUUCUCUGCUACAUGA